Dioscorea cayenensis subsp. rotundata (Guinea yam) is the source of this 1404-nucleotide messenger RNA. RefSeq names its product UDP-glycosyltransferase 86A2-like. Gene Ontology annotation, molecular function: UDP-glycosyltransferase activity. The record is from RefSeq and is a predicted model, not a curated record. NCBI's taxonomy places the organism in Eukaryota, Viridiplantae, Streptophyta, Magnoliopsida, Dioscoreales, Dioscoreaceae.
AUGGAUCAAUCUCACCGGAAGAAGUCACACGCCCUUGUCAUCACGUACCCUCUCCAAGGCCACAUCAUCCCCUCCGUCCAUCUUGCCACCAAGCUCGCCUCUAAUGGCUUCACUGUCACCUUUGUUAACACCGAAUCAAUCCAUCAUCAAACCUCAAAAGCUCAAAACAACAACAACAACAACAAUAUUUUCGCUGGAGUACGAAACUCUGGUCUUGACAUUAACUAUGAAAUAAUCUCCGAUGGCUUACCGAUCUCCUUUGAUCGAUCUCUCAACCAUGACCAGUUCAUGGCUUCACUUCUUCAUGUCUUUUCAGCUCAUGUAGAAGAACUAGUGAAGAAGUUGAUGAGUUCUGAUGACCCGGUCACUUGCAUUAUUGCUGAUACAUUCUUCGUCUGGCCUUCGACCAUUUCGAAGAAGUUCGGCAUCCCUUACAUCUCUUUCUGGACUGAGCCUGCUCUUGUUUACUCUCUCUAUUAUCAUAUGCAUCUUCUCCGGCUCCAUGGCCACCUUUCAAAUGCAUGGAUUGCAGAUAAUAGAGAGGAUACAAUAACAUACAUUCCAGGAGUACCAGAAAUUGAGCCAAGUGAUCUCAUGUCAUAUCUCCAAGAAACAGACACAAGUUCAGUGGUGCACCAAAUCAUCUUCAAAGCAUUUGAGCAAGCAAAAGCAGCAGACUAUGUGAUUUGCAACACGGUCCAAGAGCUUGAGCCAGAGACCAUCUUAGCACUCAAUGCAAACCAACCAUUCUAUGCAAUUGGACCAAUCUUUGCACCAAGUUUCAGAAACACUUCACCUUCUACCGCAAUAGCUACAAGCUUAUGGACUGAGUUUAACUGCAAACAAUGGCUUGACUCAAAGCCAAAAGGCUCAAUUCUCUACAUAUCUUUUGGAAGUUAUGCACAUCUUAGCAAGAAGGACUUGGAGGAGAUUGCAUGUGGAGUUUUUAAGAGUGAGGUUGGAUUCAUUUGGGUUUUGAGGCAUGAUAUUGUUAGCUCAGAUGAAGUUGAACCUUUGCCAAAGGGAUUCAUGGAGGAGAGCAAAGAGAGAGGAAUAGUUGUGCCUUGGUGUUGUCAAACUGAAGUUUUGGCUCAUGAUUCAGUUGGAGGUUUUUUAACUCAUUGUGGAUGGAAUUCAGUGUUGGAGAGCAUUUGGAGUGGUGUGCCAAUGCUUUGUUUUCCCCUUCUCACUGAUCAGUUUACAAAUAGGAAGCUUGUUGUGAGUGAUUGGAAGGUUGGGGUUGAUCUUGGAGGCAAAGGGAGGGCAGAUAGAAGGGAGGUUAGUAAGAAGAUUAAGUGUUUGAUGGGUCGAGAAGAGUUUAAGAAGGAGAUUAAGGUGGUGAGAAGAGCAUUAGAGAAUGCAACUAGUGUUAAUCCUAAGGGUUCUUCUGUUAAGAACUUUUGA